AUGCAUACACUUGCAGGAAAGCAAAUUAGCCAGGAUGGCCUCGGUCUCAUGCGUCUGACAUGGGCAAGUGGUGUCACACCGGAAGAGCAAUGCUUCAAAGUCCUGAAAGCCGCCCUCGCCACCGGAGUCAACGUCUGGAAUGGCGCCGACUUCUACGGCACAGCCGAGUACAAUUCUUUACACUUGAUGAAUCACUAUUUGCUGCCAAACUCGUGGAAUACUAGAUGA
Molecule: messenger RNA, 228 nt
Organism: Penicillium nucicola
Lineage: Eukaryota; Fungi; Ascomycota; Eurotiomycetes; Eurotiales; Aspergillaceae
Product: Aldo/keto reductase
Exons: 2
Coding region: 1-228 (75 amino acids)
Source: RefSeq, a predicted model, not a curated record